Schistocerca gregaria is the source of this 4800-nucleotide messenger RNA. Its product is annotated as choline transporter-like protein 1. Lineage: Eukaryota; Metazoa; Arthropoda; Insecta; Orthoptera; Acrididae. Gene Ontology annotation, molecular function: transmembrane transporter activity. The transcript is spliced from 17 exons. Gene Ontology annotation, biological process: transmembrane transport. Gene Ontology annotation, cellular component: membrane. Bases 2 to 1930 code for a protein of 642 amino acids. The record is from RefSeq and is a predicted model, not a curated record.
CAUGCCUGCUGCUCACCCUUCCUCUGCGAGUAAGUGGACAGCAGACCCAGGAUACAAAUACGAGACAUUAGCAGAGCAUUUGGCUGAGCAGACUCGGCGCUUGUCACAAGGCGAGAUGGGUGCCUGCUGCAGCUCUAGCGACAGGGUGGAGCCGUCCAGCCAGUCCCAGACGCAGCUUAAUCUGAGCAAAGGCAGCUAUGAUCCAGAGUCAGAGGGAAUUUCAAAGAACAGACAUUGCACAGACAUCUGUUUCCUGCUUUUAUUUACAGUAUUCAGCAUUGGACUGCUUGGACUUGUAGCAUACUGUGCAUUACAUGGAGAUAUUGACAGAGUAAUUAAAGGCUAUGAUGACUGUGGAUACAUCUGUGGCAAGGAAAAUAAACAAACCUCCUCAGUAUGUAGACAUACAGAUCUCAGAGAUAAAAAAUUUCUGGUGAUCAGACUUGGGCCUGAAAAGACUUGUGAACAAGUAUGUCCAAACAGCACUUAUCGUGUAUUCCUCUUAAAUCGAUGUAUACCUAUCAAACAAGAGAAACUGACAUCGCGGCUUGGAGUUGCAGAUUUUCUUCAAGAAGUCACAGAAGAUCUCGAAUUAUGUAAGAUGGAACUCCUCUACCUAUUCUUAAUUGCAUUUGGUUUCUCCAUAGUGAUAUUAAUAUUAUUCAGAUACUUGGUUGGAGUUAUGGUAUGGAUUGUGCUUAUUGCUGUGACACUAGUCAGUUUAGGAGGAACACUUUAUCUUUGGUUUAUUUGGAAGCAAGCGAAGGAUGGCUUGGCACAUACAAAAAAUGAUAAAGAUGCUGAAGGAAGAUCAGUAACAGCCUAUCUUGUUUAUGCCAUACUAGCAACAAUAGCAACUGUUAUCAUAUGUCUAAUUAUACUUGUGAUGAGGAAACGCAUUAAGCUGGUGAUUCAGCUGUUUCGUGAAGCUGGAAAAGCAGUUGCUAGCAUGCCGAUGUUGUUAUUUGAACCUCUCAUUACAUUUGUUAUGCUGGGGCUUGUGGUGGCAGCCUGGAUUUACUUUUGCCUUCUUAUUGAGAGUUCUGGAGAUCUCAAAGAGGGUGAAAACAAUAAAAUGUACUAUAAGAAGGAUGUUAUAAUGAAGGUGACAAGAUGGUACAAUCUGUUUGCAGUGCUGUGGUUUGCUCAGUUUUGCACCGGAUGUCAGCAUAUGGUUAUAGCUGGUGCUGUAGCAACAUGGUUUUUUACACGGAAUAAGCAGAACCUGGGCACACCAAUUAUACGAAGCUUUUGUAAUCUUGUGAGGUAUCAUCUAGGCUCAGUUGCUCUGGGUUCAUUGCUGAUUGCUAUUAUACAGAUGAUACGUAUAGUCCUAAAAUUCAUUCAGUCCAAAGUAAAAAAUCACAACAAUGCGAUAACAACAUGUAUAUUUAGGACUUGUCAAUGUUGUUUAUAUUGCUUUGAGAAAAUUCUUCAGUUUCUUACAAGGAAUGCCUAUAUUGAAAUAGCAAUACAUGGACACAGUUUCUGUAAAGCUGGGAAACAAGCUUUCAAACUUUUGGCGUCAAAUGCCUUAAGGGUUGCAGCUAUAAAUUCAGUUGGUGAUUUUGUAUUGUUCCUGGGAAAAGCAAUGGUUGUCAUAGCUACUGUGGUGUGUGGUGUGCAGAUGUUGAAGCACAAAGAUGGAAUUAUGCACUUGUGGGUGCCUCUUUCACUUGCGGGAGUGUUUGCAUACCUUGUAGCACACUGCUUCAUCACCGUCUACGAGAUGGCAAUAGACACAAUAUUUAUUUGUUUCUGUGAAGACUGUGAGCUCAAUGAUGGAAUUAACAGACCAUACUUCAUGAGCAGAGGUUUGAUGGAGUUUGUGCAGAACAGUAAAAAAGCUCUUGCAUUACUAAAUGAAAAACACAGACAAAGCCCCCAAGGUGAAGCCUGGAGUACUUCACCCAUCCGCACACCAAAUUAAGAUUUUUUAUGUGAAAAAUUACCAAAGGCCAACCUUAUUGCAAGGUGGUGAAAAGUGGAUUGUGAAGAGGGAAAAGAAUAUUAAUCCAUGAAUAUGAAGAUAUGUAGAUUGUUCUACAAUAUGAUGCAUUGCUGUAAAUUACCCAGUUACACAGAUAUUUUCUUAAUAUUUCACUAAGACACUGAUUGUUACUUUCAUUGUCACUUCCAUGUUAUCAUUUGAUAAGCCCUUAUGGCUCUUCAUUGCUGUUGACCUGCAGUGUUUUAAGCUCUUUUAUAAGUGUGUUUAUGUUGUGUUGUACAACAAAGAAAAUAGAUUAAGCAAAAAGGUUUUUGUGAGGAGCUAUUGUAUCUGCCUUUCUGCAGUUCAUAGUAAUAAUUUGGUAAAUAGGUAUUUAAACAGACAACAGCUAUAGAAACAUUAUUUAGAAGAAGAAACUUAUUUUUUUUGUUUUAUAUCUGAUUUAAAGGAUUAUUCAUUUUAGUUCUUGUAAGUUACAACAUUAUGACAUUAUCACAAUUUUUAAUUACUGCUGCACUAAGGCCAUAAAAAAGAAACACAAUAAGUGCCUUAAUUCUUUCUCAGGGAUGAUGUGAUUUGAUUCAAAAUAUAUGUGUAUGCAGAAUUAAUAUUUUCAAAGAUUUUAAGCAUUAAGUCUACUACUUAUCCUAGGCAUGUUCAGCACUGCCUUUCCAAGAACUCCAACUAAGAUUGACUGGUACUGUUAACAAUAUGCAACACUUUAGAGAAUCUUAUGCUGUGGAUACACUUUUAAGGGUCUGAUUAAAUAUAGAUAAUUUAGGAACAAAGGCACUUUGUGUAAAAUUGAUUUUAAUUUUGCAAAUGUUGGAGCAUUAGUUGUCUGGCAGCUUUCUGCCUUUCUUCUGCUUAUUCAUCUUGACCCUAUAUUUCUCCAGGAAACUCAUGUAUUAAUGCUAGAGCAUUUUAAAAAUAAAUUCUCAUAUUUGUUUUUUAUUUAUGUCAGUUAACUUUACAGACUUUUUUAUUCUCUUGAAACUAAUUAAAGAAGACUUUAGAAUUUGCUUUUUGUUUUUGUCGUUGUAUCUUCUAUCUACUCUGUCCACCUGUGAACACAUAAUUUGGUUUUCAGUCUAAACUAAGUGUGACCUGGAAAAUUUCUGAAAGAAUUUUCUUUCUUUCUUUCUUUCUUUUCUGUUGCUUGCAGCUGUGUCUGUUAACAUGAUUAAUGUUGGUCCAUUUUCAAUUCUUAUCUGUUCAGGUUGUCUUGUUUCUCUUCCAAAACAUUAAAUUUAAAGAAGAAGCCAUCAUUAAGCCUUGAUCUGAUACCUCGGUUUUUAGUGCAUGACUUUCAUCUGUGUUGACGAAUGUCACAUAAGUGAUAAAUCUAUAAGUUCCUUUUUUAGCUGUAAAUUUUUGUGAAAUUUUUUUGCAUAUCAACCUGUAUAGUGCCAUUGUCUUUCAGGUUGUAAUUAAUUUACAACCAGUCCAUAAUUAGCACACUGUGGUUUUAAUCUGUUUACAAGAUUUUAUCAGUUAUGUGAGAGAAAUAUAAUCUCAAACAAAAAUUACAGAGGUUUUAGAUGUGAAAAAUGGUAAGAAAUGGAAUUACAGAGACUCAGCGAACACACAAAAAAUUAUUUAACAUUUAAGUUAUCUUGGAAAAUGGAGCCUAGAAAGAGAAAGUAAGGUAAUGAGAGAGAGAGCAUUAUGAUUCCUGGAAGAAACAAUAAGAGACAGGAAAGAUAGGGCUCCUGUUCUUGGCCUUGGGAAUCCAAAUAUAAGUCCUUUUCUAUCACUCAGCUCUGCAUUUCUUGUCUCUCUCCAUCUUUCCCUUGAGAUCUCUUCCUAAUAAAUUGUAGUCCUGACAGCUCCUGUUUCAGAAUUUAUUUUUGAACAUAGCAUCUUUUGUGUUUAUAUUCAUAUUAGAGUUUACUCAUGGUAGUGCAUGAUUUGCGCACUCCAGUAAUUUCUUUUACCUUAGUUGUGCAAUAUUUCCAAUGUCAUUUUUCUUCAGAAGGCAAAUAACAAUUUCAAAUACUUGAACAUGCCUUUCUGAGUAAGCUUUGUAGGUAAGAAGUUAGCUUCCAUGAGGACAUUUCUUUUUUCCUUUCACUGUUUGGUUAUUUGUUAGUUUUUUAUGGUGUUUAUUGUAUUCAAGAUAAUGUGAGGCCAAUAUAUUUAAGAUAAUGUGAGGCCAAUGUUGUAUAUCUUUCUAAGUGUGUCUUCAUGUUCCACAUGUACAGGAAAACCAAAGGUGCAUUUUCAAAGUACUGUUUUUCAUUGAACUUUACUGUAUUUUUUUUAUAAAAUGAUUUACUAAUGUUUCAUUCCUAAACCCAUUUUCAAAAUGUCUUUUAUUUUGUACUAUUGCCAAUUUCAGUAUAUCUGUAUGGAAGUAUGUGUGGAAUUAAUCCAGAAAUCUGUGUGAGCUUUAUCAGGGAGAAUAGUGUCUGCUAAUUUCUAUACAGGUCUGAGUGUGAAGAGAAAUACAGUUUUGUGGAUUUGUGUGCUACAAUUAUUAUGUUACCAUCUGUAGAUGUUACUUUUAUAAGCAAUUUCCCAAACCAGCCUCUUUCAGUAUGCCAAGAGGAAGAGUUGUUAUUUGCAAUACCUGUAUUGGAGAGAAACUGAACUGUUUAAUCAAAAUAUUAAAUUACUUAGUUUUUAAGCUUCUCAUAUUGAGAGUAUAUUAUAUUUGUAUUACAUUUGUAAAAUUCUUGUACUUCCUGAAAUAAUUAUAUAUAUUUUCUUUUAUAAUAUGUCUUGUGUGCUGUUGGGUUAUUUCCUCCCUGAAAUUCCAGAAACAUUUCUACAAGUAAUUCUAUAUGAUAGCCUUUGUAUACCCCAUCCUCUCAAAUUAGGAUCUGAGCUACCCGCUCCACUUCUCC